CACUGUGGUAGCCGUCAUGGAAUUGUUCGCUAGCAGCUUCAGGCAAUCAGAAUCUCAGGUGUUAAAAACGAUUGCAGAAAGAAUGGUGUUUGUCCCUACUUCCAAGGAAGGAAUUGGUCAAGCUCUCAAUGAAUUUUCGGUACAUAUGCGUGAGCGGUUAUUUAUGGAAGUGAUCAUCGAAGACUACUACACCAACAGAGAUGGGUCGACCAACCUCUAUGUAACACAGGAGAGUCUCUUGGCAGAUUUUUCAGCCUUUGUAUUGAUCCGGGAUGCUCCCUUUAAGAAUAAGAUCGACAAGUGCAUGAUGGCCUUUCACACGGGUGGCUUAAUAGAUAAGUGGAAGGACAUGGUAAUGGACGUUGUUCGAAGGGAAGGAAGACAAAGGAGGAGACUACUCGGAAAUGUGGAUGACGAGGACUCUGCUAACGUGAAGAUCAAGCCCCUCUCUAUGGUGCACAUGCAAGGCCCAUUCCUCCUCUACGUUCUAUGUGCCAUUGUUUCGACCGCCGCCUUUCUCGGAGAAGUUACCCAGGGUCCUUUCCUUAGAAAGAAAAGAUACGGCUCUGAGUGAUUUUCUGUACUCCCCAUUAUUAAGUAACACGGAUUAAUGCCAGUGUUUGAAACUGUUCCUAAUAUCUAUUUACUUUUAAAAUCACUAAUAUAAUUAAAGAUGGCGUGAAUGAUGAAAAUACAAUUCAAGCCUAUAUUUUAUUAUAUUAAAACUGUUUACCAUUAAAAUCAACUCCACUGCCGUAAAAUGAGUAAAAAAUCUGCAUUUAUUUAUUUUUCGCCUCACGCUCGUGGUUACUGUAUAUGCAAAAUAUUUUAAAUUUGUUCAGUUACUUUAUUAAUUUAUAUCGAAUAGUUUUUUUGUAUAAUGAAAAGUAGCAGGAAUCCCAUGCACUUUUAUUUCUGACCGGAUUCAUGCAAGUGAGACUGACGAGGUGUGGGAGUGUCAUUCAGUCGUCAGUAGCUCGAUCGAGACUCGAGUCGAGACGUGCUUCUAGAGCUUCGUCUUUACGAUACCGCCACGGUGUGAUCGAGACGGUAUUCGAAGCCGAUGGUUAGUUGGAGAGAUUAGUGGUUAGUGAGGCAG
Scylla paramamosain (green mud crab) is the source of this 1099-nucleotide messenger RNA. RefSeq lists its product as uncharacterized. The record is from RefSeq and is a predicted model, not a curated record. Lineage: Eukaryota; Metazoa; Arthropoda; Malacostraca; Decapoda; Portunidae. The transcript has 3 exons. The coding region runs from base 17 to 574 and encodes 185 amino acids.